AUGGUGUCAGCCACCAUGAGUGUCCUGCCGUGCAGCUUCAUCUUCCUCCUCCUCCUCUGCCUCCCCGUCCUCAGCGAGGCAAAGCGGCAGCCGGGUCAGGGGAAACCCGACAAGCCCCGCCAGCCUCCGCCGACGUCCCAACCGGCCAAGAGACCCAGAAACCGCUCAGUGCCCGGAUCUGGAGAGCUGACCACCAAGGAGGGCCAUCGCUGCAUCUGGCAGACGUCCGGUGAGGGUCUGGUGAGCCUGCUGGUGAACUGCAGCACUGAAACACUGGGAGACCAGCAGAGGUAUUGGUGUCGUUAUGCUGGUAAACCAGACCUUUGCCAGGCCUACGGGGUGAAGUCCAGCCAGUACUGGAAGCAGCUGGUCGGGAAGCUGAAGAAGAGGCAGAACGCCUGCGAAGGAGAGAAAGUCCUGAAGGCCAAAACCUGCAAGAAGGCCCCCGCCGAGGCCCACAUGAAGCUCGCCCAACGCAGCGGAGAGGACGAGAGGAAGGGAGGGAAGAAGAAAGGGCCGACGGCCGCUAAGAGCUCGGACGGAGGGAAGGCAGAGCGGAGGAAGAAGAAGGAGGAGGAGGAGGAAGAGGAGAAGAAGAAGAGGGAGGAGUGGACUGGGUUUGAGGAGGAAGGCGUGGUGAACGACAUGGAGCCGGUGCAGAGUUACUGCAGCGAGGGGUGGCACUCCGUCUGCUCCUUCUUCGUCAAGUUUUUUGAGGGUUGA
Chelmon rostratus (copperband butterflyfish) is the source of this 723-nucleotide messenger RNA. RefSeq names its product fibroblast growth factor binding protein 3 (gene fgfbp3). Gene Ontology annotation, biological process: cell-cell signaling. Bases 1 to 723 code for a protein of 240 amino acids. NCBI's taxonomy places the organism in Eukaryota, Metazoa, Chordata, Actinopteri, Chaetodontiformes, Chaetodontidae. The transcript has 3 exons. Gene Ontology annotation, molecular function: growth factor binding. The record is from RefSeq and is a predicted model, not a curated record.